Messenger RNA from Fomitopsis serialis, 1358 nucleotides. RefSeq lists its product as uncharacterized. The transcript is spliced from 5 exons. Bases 382 to 1302 code for a protein of 306 amino acids. The record is from RefSeq and is a predicted model, not a curated record. Lineage: Eukaryota; Fungi; Basidiomycota; Agaricomycetes; Polyporales; Fomitopsidaceae.
UACAAUACCCUCCCUCGUUCUGGUCGCAGUCGGGGAUUUCCAGUCAGGUGCGUCCUGUGUGUGAGACACCCCACUAUCGCAUAUGGAUGCGCGUCGCUACAUCGAUGAACGUUGAACGACGUCUAUUUGUCUCUAGCCAUCACCGAGUCACGGCCGAGGCACUCGCGGCUGACGACACUCACUGCGGCGUCCUCUGUGGACAAGGAGCGGCGAUGGGCCAACACCGCGACUCUGCCUCAUGCAUCUCAAUUGCAGCGGUGGUUGUUACUGGUAGUCUAUCCACGUCCACGGCGCAGCAUCUUCGCACAUUGAAUAAAAGAGCAACGCCGCGCCAUCGAAUGCCAGUACUAUCUUCUUCUUCAUCCUUUCUCCGUCUGUUCCAUGUCUUCUGAACACAAGUUUCCAUCGCCCAUUGGAGGCAUUCCGUUCCCUCAUGAUUUUACGCCUGCCUUGAUCUUUACAAUUCUCUAUGCUCUGACUGUUCCAGUUGCAGUCUGGCGAAUGAUCGACAAACGGUCACGGUCGCUCUCGUACAUCGGGACUGUGACUUUCUCGGUAGAGCGGAUAGCUGACUUCGCCAUUCGUGCCGCUGAGGCUCAGAAACCCAACAUCCGCACGACAAAUUUCUUCGUCUCUUGGCUGCAGAGCGCGUAUGCCUUGGGAUUCCUAAGCACGACGCAGGACCUCAACAACAUCGCGCGGCUGUUUGUCGUGAAGGCGUUAAAAGGCACUUCCUUCAUUGUGGAGAUCCCGCCGCAGGCCUUCGAAGAUCGCACAUUUCUUCCCUUAGAGGAAGAGCAACCGCUCAAGCCGAUGCGCCUGUCUGGACAUACCAGUAACAGCUCGUCUUACACCUCCGUGGUGCUGCGCUUACAAGCAAUUGCCCUAGGCUCCGUAUCCGGCGGUCUGUAUUUUACGGGUAUCACGAACGAAACCGUGGCAAAAGUCGUUCGGGCAAUGAAUUAUGCCUCAACGAUCAUCGUGCUGUUCCUACAGCUCGUUGCCUUGUACGAGGUCCUUUGGGCUUUGUCGACGCGGCCGAAUCGGAUACCUCGUGGGCCCGCGCUGUAUCUCUGCAGUAUGCUCUGUAUUAUUAUGAUCCCUAGCGUGUAUAGGUUGGCAGCGAUGUCCAACUCUACCACCUCGCUAUUGUCAAUGGCGCCAGGAUCGCUCAAUGGCCCCAUGGCGAAGGCGCUGUUUUACUCGCUGCACAUCGCCCCCGAAUGGCUCUCCGGCGCGAUGCUGCUCGCCGUUAAUGUCAAGGAAGUGUUCGGGGUUCCUACUGGUCUGAAGAGCCAGUAACGAGUCUCGCAAUGGUUCGGCGCGAUUCACUGUGCGUGAUGCAGCUUGAGUGCCGG